This is a messenger RNA of Carlito syrichta (Philippine tarsier), 1335 nucleotides long. It is a transcript of the gene GPHN, whose product is annotated as gephyrin. Gene Ontology annotation, molecular function: molybdopterin molybdotransferase activity. The record is from RefSeq and is a predicted model, not a curated record. The transcript is spliced from 11 exons. Gene Ontology annotation, biological process: establishment of synaptic specificity at neuromuscular junction; glycine receptor clustering; Mo-molybdopterin cofactor biosynthetic process. Gene Ontology annotation, cellular component: dendrite; postsynaptic membrane; cytosol. The coding region runs from base 13 to 1071 and encodes 352 amino acids. NCBI's taxonomy places the organism in Eukaryota, Metazoa, Chordata, Mammalia, Primates, Tarsiidae.
ACUCAGACAGUAAUGCCAGGACAAGUCAUGCGGGUUACAACAGGUGCUCCAAUCCCCUGCGGUGCUGAUGCAGUAGUACAAGUGGAAGAUACCGAACUUAUCAGGGAAUCAGAUGAUGGCACUGAAGAACUUGAAGUGCGAAUUCUGGUGCAAGCUCGACCAGGCCAAGAUAUCAGACCCAUCGGCCAUGAUAUUAAAAGAGGGGAAUGCGUUUUGGCCAAAGGAACCCACAUGGGCCCCUCAGAGAUUGGUCUUCUGGCAACUGUAGGUGUCACAGAGGUUGAAGUUAAUAAGUUUCCAGUGGUUGCAGUCAUGUCAACAGGGAAUGAGCUGCUAAAUCCUGAAGAUGACCUCUUACCAGGAAAGAUUCGAGACAGCAAUCGUUCAACUCUCCUAGCAACAAUUCAGGAACAUGGUUACCCCACAAUCAACCUGGGAAUCGUGGGAGACAACCCAGAUGACUUACUCAAUGCCUUGAAUGAGGGUAUCAGUCGUGCUGAUGUCAUCAUCACAUCAGGGGGUGUAUCCAUGGGGGAAAAGGACUAUCUCAAGCAGGUGCUGGACAUUGAUCUUCAUGCUCAGAUCCAUUUUGGCAGGGUUUUUAUGAAACCAGGCCUGCCGACAACAUUUGCAACUUUGGACAUUGAUGGUAUAAGAAAAAUAAUCUUUGCCCUUCCAGGGAAUCCCGUAUCAGCUGUGGUCACCUGCAAUCUCUUUGUUGUGCCUGCACUGAGAAAGAUGCAAGGCAUCUUGGAUCCUCGGCCAACCAUCAUCAAAGCCAGGUUAUCAUGUGAUGUAAAACUGGAUCCUCGUCCAGAAUACCACCGGUGUAUACUUACCUGGCAUCACCAAGAACCACUGCCUUGGGCACAGAGUACAGGUAAUCAGAUGAGCAGCCGUCUGAUGAGCAUGCGCAGUGCCAAUGGAUUGUUGAUGCUACCUCCAAAGACAGAGCAUGCCAAAAGAAGACUGACGGUGGAGGCCCCACCCUGCCUCCAGACCGUCCCUGCAGAGCGUCCGGGGAGGGUUCCCACCCUGGUAGCCUCACAGCACAGUACUCUCGGGCAGUAACUGGAUACCUUUUAUUUGAACAAACAAACUGAAGAAAAAUGCUUCCUUAAGUGCUGACAGCCUUUUUAACCAAUACAUUUAAAAUUGUACAGAAAAAAAUAAAAUCAAAGACUGAUCUUGUACAGAUAUUAGUGUUACCAGCAUUCAUGUGGAAAUCAAGAGCAAAGACAAAAUAAUGUUAAACAACUCUGUACCAUAACAUUUUCUGUAAUGAUACUGAAACUUAAUGAAUAAAAAAAAAAUCCUUGAUCAUUAUUUAAAAAU